Eublepharis macularius is the source of this 1636-nucleotide messenger RNA. Its product is annotated as ras-like protein family member 11A-like. The transcript is spliced from 4 exons. NCBI's taxonomy places the organism in Eukaryota, Metazoa, Chordata, Lepidosauria, Squamata, Eublepharidae. The record is from RefSeq and is a predicted model, not a curated record. Gene Ontology annotation, molecular function: GTP binding; GTPase activity. The coding region runs from base 40 to 768 and encodes 242 amino acids.
CGAUGAGGCGGCCCGGGGCGAGCCGAGGGCGGGCGGACCAUGUCGCUCCACGCGGGCGGCUUCCUGCUGGUGCCCAUCCCCGAGUGCCCCCUCCCGGAGUGCGCGCCCAGCAAAGUCAUCAAGCUGGUGGUCCUGGGCGGCAGCGGCGUGGGCAAGACCGCCCUGAUUGUGCGCUUUCUCACAAAGAGAUUUAUUGGAGACUACGAGGCCAAUACUGGUGCUCUGUAUUCCAGGAAAUUCACCAUCGACGGAGAGCAGAUCUCCUUGCAGGUGCAGGACACCCCCUUUGUUUCAUUGGAGGACGAGGGUGAUGGUGUCUGCUGCCAGGAACAGAUCAACCGCUCCAUCUACUGGGCCGAUGGCUUUGUGUUUGUCUACUCCAUCACGGACUACGACAGCUACCGCGUCAUCCGCCCCUUGCACCAGCACAUUCGCAAGAUCCACCCCAAUGCCAACAUCCCACUGCUCCUGAUGGCCAACAAAGGAGACCUCUUGCGAGCCAGGCAGGUGUCUACCAAAGAAGGCCACCAGCUGGCUGACGAACUGGGCUGCACCUACUCAGAAGUGUCUGCACGUGAGAACUGCGAGGAGGUGCACAGAGCCUUUCAGCAGCUUUGCCAGGAGCUGAGCCGGAUGAUUGGCAGCUGCAACGGGGAGAAACGAAGAGGACUCCAUCUCGUCCGACCCAAAUCCCCAAACAUGCAGGAUUUGAAAAGGCGGCUCAAACAGGCUUUGUCUUCCAAAGGGAAAUCUGCCACAACACUCUGAUGUAUCUUGGUGGGAGGGGAGAAGAGGCGAGAGAAGACGAUUCGUAUUUAUACCUAUUUAUGAUGUUUCUUUGCCAGCAUCCUUGUUUUGUGUGAUAACUUUCCUUUACGCCAAGGAGGCCCCAAAGGUGGGUGGUAAACUUUGGAAGCUGCACCCUUCUGGUAAAGAGGUCUCUGUUGGUGAGGGGGACAGACGUAACUUAAGAAGAGAGGUGAUAGCAGAUUCUUCACCGCUUAAAUAAGCACGACCUCCUAAUUUGCAGGACAGAGGCACAUAUCAACAAAUCAAAUGCUGUUUUGUCUGUUGGUUUUGCCCCUGCCCUCUGCUCCAUUUUUUUCUGUUUUCUAGAAUUUCACAUAUAGAUUUCUCCAUUUAUAUGAUUGUCCUUUGCCGUAUUAAAGAAAUUAAUCAUUUGAAAGAGUUGCAGACAAUUUAAGGGACUGGGAGAGAAAUCUAUGAAUAAGUAUUUGUCAUUCUUUAUUGGACGCUGGCAAUUUUGUAUACACAUGAAGCCAGUUUCAAGGACCGUGCGUUUCACCUAAUAAUUGCAACUAUUGGUUUGUCAAUGUGAAGCAACUACCACAAAUUCAUUAAGUGGAUUAGAAUGUAGAUAUGAGGCUGCAGGCGUGAACAGCCCAGUUUGGUAGCCUUGUUGAUGGUGGGCUCGUCGCUCUUGUUUCAUAGGGAAUGCCACCAGCAAGAUGACAGGUCACCUAAUCCAAGCAUUGCACUUCUCACAGGAGCUGGACAGAUGCCCUCUAACCACAGCAGGGGCACAGCGGCUGAAAUCUCCUCUUGCUUCUGCCCCUCAGAAACCAGCAUUCAGAACUAUACUGCCUCCAGAAGAUUUUUUUCUUUCUUUUUCUUU